This is a messenger RNA of Pteropus alecto (black flying fox), 1457 nucleotides long. It is a transcript of the gene MTRF1L, whose product is annotated as mitochondrial translational release factor 1 like. The record is from RefSeq and is a predicted model, not a curated record. Gene Ontology annotation, molecular function: translation release factor activity. Lineage: Eukaryota; Metazoa; Chordata; Mammalia; Chiroptera; Pteropodidae. The transcript has 7 exons. The coding region runs from base 127 to 1263 and encodes 378 amino acids. Gene Ontology annotation, biological process: translational termination.
CGCGCGCAGUGGGCGGGGCCCGCCCACGGCUCUCUUGCCCCUCUUUGCAAAUUCCGCGCGGUGUCGCGAGACUCGCUCUGUCCUAAACUUCCGGCUUGGGUCCGCCUCCGCAGUGGCGGCUUCGCGAUGCGGUCCCGUCUUCUGCUGAGCGCUGCUCGCUGUCUUUGGGCCCGCGGGGCUGUUGCUCCGGCCCGCCGGCACAUGAGCUGCGAUAGGCUUCAGCUGGAAGAGCUUUUCGCUCGCGGCGGGCCCUUGCGGACCUUUCUGGAGCGACAGGCCGGGUCUGAAUCCCAGGUCAGGGGACCUGAGCUGGUGGCCAUAGCCAAACUGCUAAGCGAGAGGGAGCAGGAGCUGCGGGAGACCGAGCACUUGUUACAUGAUGAAAAUGAAGACUUAAGGAAACUUGCAGAGGAUGAAAUAGCUUCGUGUCAAAAAGAAAUAGCUCAGUUGAAGCAUCAGAUUAUCUUACUUUUGGUUCCCUCAGAAGAAGCAGAUGAAAAUGAUUUGAUCCUGGAGGUAACUGCAGGAGUUGGGGGUCAGGAGGCAAUGUUGUUUACUGCAGAGAUAUUUGAUAUGUAUCAGCAAUAUGCUGCAUUUAAAAGGUGGCAUUUUGAAACCCUGGAAUAUUUUCCAAAUGAAAUAGGUGGCCUUAGACAUGCAUCUGCCAGCAUUGGGGGUUCAGAAGCCUACAAGCACAUGAAAUUUGAAGGAGGUGUGCACAGAGUGCAAAGAGUGCCAAAGACAGAGAAGCAGGGCCGCAUCCACACCAGCACCAUGACUGUGGCCAUAUUACCCCAACCUACUGAGAUUAAUCUGGUAAUUAAUCCUAAAGAUUUGAGAAUUGAUACUAAGCGAGCCAGUGGAGCUGGGGGGCAGCAUGUAAAUACUACGGACAGUGCUGUGAGGAUAGUCCAUCUUCCAACAGGUGUUGUUUCCGAAUGCCAGCAAGAGAGAUCUCAACUGAAAAACAGAGAGAUGGCGAUGAAAAAGUUACGUGCAAGACUAUACAGCAUGUAUCUAGAAGAAGAAACAAGUAAAAGAUACAGUGCUAGAAAGAUUCAGAUUGGAACUAAAGGAAGGUCAGAGAAAAUAAGAACAUAUAAUUUUCCACAGAACCGGGUUACAGAUCACAGAAUAAACAAGUCACUUCAUGAUCUGGAAACUUUUAUGCAAGGAGAGUAUCUACUUGAUGAACUUGUACAGUCAUUGAAAGACUAUGCUGAUUAUGAAUCUUUAGUAGAAAUUAUUUCCAGAAAACUUUAAAUCAAUUUGUCAUUAAAGAUUUUCAUAGCUUAUGAAAAUUCUACAACAGCAAAUCAUAUUGUAUGUAAAUAUUAACUGGUAUUCUCUUGAAAAACAUGAGUUAACACAAUAAGAAUAUGCAUAUUUUUAAGAUACAGAUAACUUGUAUAAGUCUUCUCUCAUUGUAUUAAUAAAAAAACACUAUAUAACCAUGA